Messenger RNA from Dentiscutata erythropus, 336 nucleotides. The record is from the annotation of a GenBank genome assembly. NCBI's taxonomy places the organism in Eukaryota, Fungi, Glomeromycota, Glomeromycetes, Diversisporales, Gigasporaceae.
AUGGUACGAAAAAGAACAGCUCAAAGUAUUCUUGAUAGUGACGAAGAAAAUUCAACUUUAAGGCAAUCUAGUUCUGUAUCAACUUCAUAUUGUAAUGGAAGAUUAGUGGAUUAUUGUAUACAAAUGCUUCACAAUAUGUCAGACUACAAUUUGGAUGAUUUAACAAAUACCACUUCACCAAUACAUUUACUAAAUGAAAUGGAAAUAUCUUGUGAAGCUUCUCAAUCCUCUGAAAUUCAGCAAAAUAUUACCACUAUACAAUAUAUCGAUCAAGGUAUUGAAUUUAUUGAACAAUUAGAUUACAAUCGAUUAAAUGAAGAAUUAGACUAUGAUUAA